Messenger RNA from Colletotrichum abscissum, 837 nucleotides. RefSeq lists its product as uncharacterized. The coding region runs from base 1 to 837 and encodes 278 amino acids. Lineage: Eukaryota; Fungi; Ascomycota; Sordariomycetes; Glomerellales; Glomerellaceae. The transcript has a single exon. The record is from RefSeq and is a predicted model, not a curated record.
AUGGUCGCCGCCAUUAAAACCAAGUGGCUAAAAACUACAACCGAGCUCCAGACCUGCCUUGAAGUCAACAUCAGAUCCUGCUUCAACUGCCAGGGCCACUCCGCCACAAAGUCGUCUUGCGGCAACGCGGUCAGCCAGGCCUCGCGAUCCGAGAUGGCGUUCGUCAUGCUCGACAUUAUCAACUGCGGUAGUCUGGCGUCUGCGUCUGCCCACCUCGAGCGACUCGCCGGUCUCGCCUUGUGCAAGAGAUCUCACCAGUCACAGGCUGGAGAGAUGGCUACGCAGUGGAAGGCUCGGAUCCGGUCGUACCUUGAAGUUUCUAACGAUGGCGGCGUCGCUGAGGAAAUGGAUGUCAGGGCUCCCGUGAGACCACAGCGCACAACCACGGCCACGGCCACGAUCAAGACCAGGACCAUGAUCACGCCGCCUUCCACUCCCGUCGUCAACAAAAGGGACAUCCAGCAGCCCGCGUUUACGCGAUCAUCACAGCGCCAGCGCACUGCAGCGCCGCCCCCGGCCACACCGAGACGAACCUUUCGAGCCCCAAGAGGCUCUGCUUCGUCCACCGCCGUCCUCAUCGGAGAGGAUCCCGAAGAUAAUUCCGGAGAAGAAGAUUCUGAAGAGGAGGAGGAGUUUCAUGAACCCAAGCCGGUCCGCAGCCACACUAGACGUGCCCGGGCCCCAUCGGUCAAGUGGGAACCCAACGGUAAGGCUGGCUUAUCUUACCCGUACCCAAGCCAGACAGAGGAUCGAGAGAACCUCGAGUAUAAGCUGGCCAAGGCCCAGGCGGAAUUGAAGAUGUAUGAAGCGUGGGCCAGACUUCAAAAGUUUGAGUAG